Egretta garzetta (little egret) is the source of this 1227-nucleotide messenger RNA. RefSeq names its product meteorin like, glial cell differentiation regulator (gene METRNL). The record is from RefSeq and is a predicted model, not a curated record. Gene Ontology annotation, biological process: energy homeostasis; positive regulation of brown fat cell differentiation. The transcript is spliced from 3 exons. The coding region runs from base 73 to 756 and encodes 227 amino acids. Gene Ontology annotation, molecular function: hormone activity. NCBI's taxonomy places the organism in Eukaryota, Metazoa, Chordata, Aves, Pelecaniformes, Ardeidae.
UUAACUCACGAGUCUCACAGGAAGGAUGUUGAACAGGUCUACCUCCGCUGUUCUGAAGGGUCCAUAGAGUGGAUGUAUCCCACGGGAGCACUCAUAGUCAACCUGCGACCCAACACUUCACCUGCCUCUUACAAACAUUUGACUGUUUGCAUAAAGCCCUUCAAGGACUCUGCAGGAGCAAAUAUUUAUUUGGAAAAAACUGGAGAAUUGAAACUCUUGGUCCGAGAUGGAGAUCGCAGUAAAGUCUAUUGCUUUGGCUAUGAUCAGGGGGGCCUGUUUAUUGAGGCCACUCCUCAGCAGGACAUUAGCAGGAAGAUUACAGGCUUCCAGUACGAAUUGAUGAACAAGGGGAUAGCAUCUGAUUUGCACACAGUUUCUGCUCCCUGCCGACCAUGCAGCGACACAGAAGUCCUCUUGGCUGUCUGCACUAGUGAUUUUGUGAUCAGAGGCUCUAUUCAAGAUGUCACGAACAAGGCAGAAGAGCAAGAAUCCAUCAUUCACGUCGGUGUCAACAAACUGUACAGGCAGAAGAGCAAAGUCUUUCAGCUCACGGGGGAGAGCGGGAACUGGCGAGGGCAAAUAAAGACCCUGCUGGAGUGUGGGGUGAAACCAGGAGACGGAGACUUCCUUUUCACAGGACGCAUGCACUUUGGGGAGGCCAGGUUAGGCUGUGCCCCUCGUUUUAAAGACUUCCAAAGGAUGUACAAAGAGGCAAAAGACAAAGGGCUAAACCCAUGUGAAAUUGGCCCUGAUUGAAAUCCCCUGUUUGGCGGAAGAUCGCUUUUAGCGUUUGGCCGGGAAUUUUUCCUGGCCGCGGCAAAAACUCUGAACAAAAACGGUAACUGAGAGCAUGGACAGAUCUGGAGCGCAGGCUGAGGCCCCGCAGGACACGUCUGCAGCCUGCGGUGCUGUUAGACUAAUGGAAGCAACAGAGGUACGAGCUCAGAAGGCUGCCAAGCAAGCAAGGCUGGAUUUUUAACCAAUCUUGUCCUUACGAAUUAAGUUAUUAUAUUUUUUUAGUGACUUCCUUAGGAAAACAAACAAAGAAAAGUCCCAUGUCUUAAUAAAAAACCCAAAUGAAAGCCAACAUGCCUUUGUAUCUUUUUAAUACUAAUUUUUAAAAACGUCUUAAGCUGAUGUAGCAUUUGGUAUGGCAUAUUCUGUAUAAAUGGCCAAGAAUGUGAUAGAGCACGGUAAAACAUCUUAACAUUGAUGCUUUGUAAAAAG